UUUUUUUGGUUGGCCAAACAUCGUAGGUUAUCGGCGGGCUAACCUUGAAUGGGCGGAAUAAGCACUACCUUGCGCAUAGCAGUUUAGAGGGACGCAAGAUUUGAUUCCGUACACCAAUCACUCUUUCAAAUAUGGCUAUUAACACGAUUCUUUUAGACUUCUCUGUCAACCCUUCAGCAAUCACAAAUAAAGACGAAAGGAAGCAACUACAAGAAAAUGUGGAAAGCGUCUUAUUGGAUUACCUACCUUCUUUAAAAUUCAAACAUUCUCUUGAAAUUGGUGAUACGUUUGUGUCCCUGUACGAAGCAGACAGAAACAGUUUAAUUACGGUGAGAACCUUUGAUAAAGGUCUUGUUGCGUGCAACAUAGAAUACUACAAGGACGACAACGAAAAGCCGUUGUUGACAUUCGAGCACGUGCGGGGCUUGGAGACGAGAUUGCGGGCCAAGCUAGGUAGCUCCCGUAGCAAGGCAUUUCCGGCCGUGAAGCGUGGAGCUGCCCUCGACGUUUACCUAACUACCUCAGAUGAACGUAUUUUGGAGUAUGACAUAGAUGAGGUUCUGUAUGAAGAGAGAUCACCAUACCAGAAAAUACAGAUCGUUCAUUCUCGUAGCCUGGGAAAUCUCUUGGUUCUGGAUGAUCUUCAGAAUAUGUCAGAAAGUGACCUGGUGUACACUGAGACAUUAAUGCAGAGGGGCAAGGAGAGCUAUGCAGGAAAAGAAAUAAUUAUUUUAGGUGGUGGAGAUGGAGCUCUUUUAUGGGAACUUCUUAAAGAGAAUCCAAAAUUUGUUACAAUGGUGGAGAUUGAUGAACUGGUAAUGAAGGCUUGUCGCAAAUACCUUCGCACGUGCUGUGGAACUUGUCUUGAUGAGUACAAAACAGAUAAUUAUGAGAUUAUUGUGGAGGACUGCUUGAAAAUACUGGAUAAGUUCAUUAAGGAAGGAAAGAAAUUUGAUUAUGUGUUCGGUGAUCUUACCGACAUUCCAUUAUCACCAGUUCCUCAAGGAGAAGUGUGGGACUUCAUCAGACUUAUCUUAAAUACAUCAAUGCGUGUCUUGAAACCGAAUGGAAAGUAUAUGACUCAUGGAAAUGGAGCAUCUUGUCCAGAGUCUCUCAGCAUGUUUGAGUCUCAGCUAAAGCAGCUUUCCGUACCAGUACAGUUCACACGUGAUCAUGCAUUUGUACCCUCAUUUAUGGAAGACUGGAUCUUCUAUCAAGUACAGCCAGUACCCAACUAGCAUUUCAAAUUUCACAUUAAGGAAAAUAUGCUGCACACAGCAUUCACAGCCCUUGUGAUCUCAAGAUGACAGCAACAGUAAACUGCCAGAUCAUCCACAAGAUGAAAGCUGUGCAGUCAAGAAAUGUGUGCACACAAUUAAGUCACAAGGAUAUUUUCUCAGUACUGCUUUAAAUUUAGUAGAUACAGAAAUAGUGUCUGCAAGUUAUAUGUAACUUAUGUUAACAUGAAAUGUGACUGAAAUGCAGUGUUAAGUCCCUUAAUUUGGUGCAAAUGCCAUAUUGUCAUGGUUGUUCCUCAUAAACAUUUAAGACAUGUGAAGUCAUUAUUAGGUUUUGUUAUUCUAAUCCAUUUAGUUUUCUACUGUGCUUUUUAAGUAUUAUUUCUGCAAGUGACUGUGUGUAGUACAUAAAAUAUAGCAUAUCUAUAUCUGAGUGACAAUAUUGUAAAAAGGAUAAAUCACUACUCACCGUAUAGUGGAGAAGUUGAGUUAGUCGCAGACAGGCACAACGGAAAGACUACUAAGAAAGUUAGCUCAGUCUUUCUGUGCUUGUCUAUGACUCUGCUAUACGUGAGCAGUAAUAUCCUUUUCAUAAAUUAUCAUUAUCCCAUCUUUUGAUAUAUGCAUCUUAAUAUAUUGCCCAUCACUGUCAGUAGUUAUAAAAGAUUUAUUUUCUCAGUUUUUAUUUAUGUAUGAACUGCACUGCUAAAAUUAUGCACGCUUUACAAAUGAGAGGAAAAGUGGGCCUUGUGGACUUCCUUAAUAUUAUAAUCUGGGAUAAAAAGUUAAGAAGCUGCCACAUAUAUUUAUCCACACUGACAUUCAGCUGGUCAUUUAACAAAGGUAACUCAUCUAACGUGACCAGAAGCCCUAAAAUGUAAAAAGUGAAAAAUUGGUAUUUGAUUGGAAGGCAAAUGUUACUUGAAACAAAACAGAAAACUAGCACUGUAUUCAUAAUCAAUAAGAAUGCCGGUGCAGUGUUUUUGGAGUGUAGUACCAUUCAACAGGUUCAGAAGCUUUUGUAGUGUGUAUUUUAAAACAUCCUUGUCGGAAAUAGUGCAGUAGUUAAGUAUUUGAAAUCAUCUUCAUGUAAAAGUAUCCCAAGUGUUUCUGGAAUUGGUUUUCACUGUUUUUAUUAAUGUUAAUUUUGUUUUUCUUACUCUCUUAAGAAAUUUACCUAGUACCUGGACCAAUUUAAGUUGCAAAACAUUAACUAUUUAACUAGUGUGCCCACUUUCAAUAUAUUCCGUGGACAUUGAUAAUGUUUGUGUACAUUAUUUAGACUGAAUUUUUUUGUGGCCAGUAAGUAAAUUAAUUGUGAUGCUGUGCAGCACAAUUGGUUGCAUUUAGACUGGAGAAUUCUAGUCUCAAAUUAUGAGUCAUGUCAAUGUAUCGUUUUUGUGUUUUAAUGCAAUAUUGGCAGUAAUAAGGAAGUAGUAUUUGUUUGAUUAGUGAAGUAAUUUGCUCGUAAGCACUCUGUUUCCAUAAACAUUUUUACAUUGUAUCCUACAGUCUUGUAUCUAUAUUUUAUAAGCCAAUGCAGUUGUCACAAGGUAAAAACUUAAUUGUGCUCAUAAAUUGAUAGCCAAGUUUUGUAGGUUUAUACAGGGUGCACCAGAAACAGCUUUCUGUUUUGAAAAUUCAGCAGUAAUUCAGGGGGAAAAGUGAAAAUCUUUAUCUUUACAGUAAAGAUAAAUUAUUUUUUAUCGAGAAUUAGUGUCUACAUACUUCUUGACAAUAACAUUUGGUACAUGUCCUUGCUGAAUGACACAUUCACGUAGUCUGUCUGGAAGAGAAGACACAACAUAUUUCUUGGAAUCUCCCAAAUGCAUUCAUGAAUUUCGUCUUUCAGCUCACUAAUAAUGCUUGGGAGUUGCUCAUGAACUUUAAGAUAGCCUCACAAGAAAAUAAUUAGAUGAUGUGAUGUCAGGGGAACAAACAUGCCAAUUGAUGUUCCCAAAGUGAGAAAUAACUCUGCCUGGAAUCAUUUAAUUCAGGUUUCCCGCGGGAAGAUGUGCAGAAUGGACUGUUGCUUUGUCUUGCUGGAACUAUAGAUGGUGAUACAGCAUGACAAAUCUAGCACUCAGAAUUUAAUGUUUCAGAAAGGUCCUCGUUUUAAAAAAAAAAUAAAAAUAAAAAGGCUCUGAAGAAAUACUGGCACUUUUGUGUAGCACACACUAGCAGUUCACAUGAGGUGUGUGCAGCCCAGAACUGACUUCCAUUUGUUUACAUAUCCAGACAAACUGGAGUGGGUGUAAUUUGACAUCAUUAAUCUGUCCUCUAUGCCCUCUUCAACUUUCGGAAGCUCCAAGAACGUGUUUCAAAAUUGAAGUCUCAUCAUUGUGUCCUUGUGGUAGUGAAGAUCUUUGUUGGAUACAGUGAAUGCUGGUAUCCACCAACCCAAAAGCAAUAGCUCAGCAACAAGCUAACCAUUCAGGACAACACAAGAAGAUGUAAUGCAAUGUCUUUAUAAAUUCUUCUAUUGCUGCAAUUCGGUGCUCUACAGACUGUCACUCCGUGUCAACUGACCUCCUGAGAACAGUACCGAACAAUGCAUGUAGCAUUACAGGAUAACACAGUGUGUGUCCUGUGAAUGAACAUUUAAAAGCAGUCUGAUGCAGCCAGUAUUUGUUGUAGCAUCUAAUGAUACACCAGCUUUUUGAUCAUCUGACUGUAUUACUAUUGCAAUGAAUUGUGACUUACACUCAAAAACUAAUUUGUAAUGACUGUGUCCCACACACACACACAGUGACCUAAAAAUUCAAUGUUCGUCCCCACCUUUCAUGUUCUGAAAUAAAGUUCAGUAGCAGCAA
Molecule: messenger RNA, 4051 nt
Organism: Schistocerca nitens (vagrant locust)
Lineage: Eukaryota; Metazoa; Arthropoda; Insecta; Orthoptera; Acrididae
Product: spermine synthase-like
Exons: 8
Coding region: 132-1238 (368 amino acids)
Biological process (GO): spermine biosynthetic process
Molecular function (GO): spermine synthase activity
Source: RefSeq, a predicted model, not a curated record